CAACCCUCAUGCCCAAGACACUUCCCAGCAGGCGACGGUGACAUUGACGACUUAACCUGACAUGGAGACUUUCCUACGAAAAUGGCGACAAGACGCCUUGGACCGCCAUCAGUACGACUCUGCCAUCUUUGUUGGUGACAAACUGCUGGCCCUGACGAACUCCGACCAAGACGCAUAUGCCCUCGCCCAGACGCACUUCUCCGCCGGGAAUUACAAGCGCGCCUUAGCAUUCAUCUCCCGAUCCGACGUCCUCCAGCGAUUACCGGCAUCGCGAUAUCUCGCCGCUCACUGCUACGUACGACAGAAUAGACACGAAGAUGCAUUGGCGUUGCUCGGGGAAAAGAAUCCAGUGCACUUGGUCACGACAGCAGACGCCCAGCGACGGAAACUACAGCAUAUUAGUAACGGCCUGAGUUCAAAGCAGCAUGGAAAGUCAAAGCUGCCGAGUCGGACAGAACGAGUGGACAGAAGCGUAGAGCGAGAACUGGAAGAAGGGAGCAGCCUACGAUACGAAGCAGGCAUGUGUUAUUUGCGAGGGCUAUGCUACGCGAAGCAGAAUGCCUUUGAUCGCGCAAAGCAGUGCUACAAGGACGCGGUGGGAAUAGACGUGCAAUGCUUCGAGGCUUUCGAUCAGCUGGUGAAGAACUCGCUCAUGAGCCCGAAUGAUGAAUGGGACUUCCUGGACAGCCUCAAUUUUGAUAGUAUUCAGUCCGAGUCUGGAGACACUGUCUCAGCAGAAGCCGCCGAUUUUACACGAAACCUCUACUCGACUCGACUUUCAAAGUACGCGCGACCAGACGAGUUCGAUGCCGCUAUCGAUACAUUGUCGACGCAUUACAAACUGGCGCAAAACGCGGACAUCUUGCUGGCGAAGGCCGAAAAACUUUUUACAUCGUCGCGCUUCCAAGCUGCAGUCGAUCUGACAAACCAGAUUCUCGAGGCGGAUCCUUACAAUUUUGCCUGUGUUCCUCUACAUCUGUCACUCCUGGCACAACUCAACCACACACAUGCGCUCUUCGCCCUCUCGCAUAACCUCGCAGAUACACAUCCUAGCGAGCCUUGCACAUGGUUAGCCGUGGGUACCUACUACCUGGCCACGAAUCGAAUACCAGAAGCCCGGUCAUACUUUUCCAAAGCCAGUCUCAUGGACCCCCAUUUCGGUGCAGCCUGGAUUGGUUUCGCGCACACCUUCGCAGCAGAAGGCGAGAGUGAUCAAGCAAUCGCAGCAUACAGCACUGCUGCGCGGCUUUUCCAGGGCACGCAUCUUCCGCAGCUCUUCCUGGGAAUGCAAGAGAUUGCAUUGGGAAAUUUGGGGAUAGCCAGAGAGUAUUUGACAGCUGCAUACAAUCUAUGCGACAAGGAUCCCUUGUUGAUCAAUGAAAUCGGCGUGAUCAGCUAUAUGGAAGGUUCUUAUGAUAGUGCAAUCAACCAAUUCCUCCUCGCCCUACAGAUCUCACUGGACAACGAGGCCCCACAGGAGCAGUACGUCAGCACUCGACUGAACCUUGCGCAUGCAUUGCGAAAGGCUUGCAGGUUUCCAGAAGCUCUCGAGCAGUUCGAAGAAGUCAUCCGGCUGGGCAUGAGAGAUGCUGCAGCAUUCUCGAGCAAAGCCUUAUGCUUGCUAGAAAUGGACGAUGCUUUCAAGGCCACAGUUGCCCUACACGAAGCCCUCGCGAUAUCGCCUCAAGAUCCUAUCGCUACAGAUCUGCUCCAGAAAACAUUGACAGGGCUUUCUGAUCAAGGCGUUCUCGGAGGCGUGGAUGAAGGAUCCUGGGACCGGGGGAUCGCCAGUAGAGUCGAGCACGCGCGCAAAAGCCGGACUCGAGCAUUGAGAAGGAGAAGAGCAGCGCCACGAGCGGCGGAUGACAGUAUGGAACUCGAUGGGACCAGCGGUCCGUCGAACUCUUAGCGCGAGCAGACGAACAUUGGUCGUCAUGUCAGUGCAAGCAUCGCUCGGUGGGCGGUUCUCGACUAUGUCACUGGUGACCGGGAGAAUCGAGGCAGAGUUCAUUGGCGAACGACCAGCGAUAUGGCGCCGAGACGGAACACGGAGGAUAGGACCAACCAGCAGUGAUUGCCUGCGAGCUUGAACAUGACGCCUUCGAGCUUGGAUACUCGAAGGAAGAGAAUGAGGUGUAUGUGGCCAUGGCGUUUCUUGAUACCUAUAGCUACAUUACUCCAAACAGGCACAAGCGUCUUUGGUCAAGGUAGCAAGUUCCAUAGAGCUGGCAGUUCAGCUAUGCCACGGCACCUUUCAGUCUAACUCGGAUAGGAAGGAAGUUCAGCGAUCUGCUGCCAAAAUAGCUUGAGCUAGGAGGUAGCUCUACGCGUUGCGACAACAUGGUCCCAACGUGUGUCGUCUUACCGGAUGUUGAGUCGGCAUCAAAGACAAGACUGAAGACAACGUUGUAGGAAGGAUGUGACGGGAUGGUCGAUGUCUUCACAUGUUCCACGA
Messenger RNA from Sphaerulina musiva SO2202, 2455 nucleotides. Its product is annotated as TPR-like protein. Gene Ontology annotation, biological process: cell division. NCBI's taxonomy places the organism in Eukaryota, Fungi, Ascomycota, Dothideomycetes, Mycosphaerellales, Mycosphaerellaceae. Bases 62 to 1909 code for a protein of 615 amino acids. The transcript is spliced from 2 exons. Gene Ontology annotation, molecular function: protein binding. The record is from RefSeq and is a predicted model, not a curated record.